Penicillium bovifimosum is the source of this 3435-nucleotide messenger RNA. RefSeq lists its product as uncharacterized. Lineage: Eukaryota; Fungi; Ascomycota; Eurotiomycetes; Eurotiales; Aspergillaceae. The transcript has 2 exons. The coding region runs from base 1 to 3435 and encodes 1144 amino acids. Gene Ontology annotation, cellular component: cytoplasm. The record is from RefSeq and is a predicted model, not a curated record. Gene Ontology annotation, biological process: chromatin remodeling.
AUGGACAACCUCCGGCAGGAAUCCUUCAAGCAGCUUCGAGCGCCAUGCGUCGAGCUCAGCUCAGUAGGUCUUCGCUACCGAGGAAACCAAGCCUCUGCCUCCGAUGUGUCUCGGGUCCUUGAGCCGGUACACAACUGUUUAAAGAAGCUUGCGGCCAACAAUGCCCUUGACGAGAAGCUAGCCGAAUAUGCUUUCUUCCCGCUAUCACAUAUCUUCAACGAGACCCAAAGAUUACCCGCACGAUGUCUGGAGUCCGCUGUCCAAUGUUUACGGAUAUUGGUCGCAGAUGGAUGGCGGCAACGGCUGUCUCCCGCAAUGGGCAAACAACUGAUAAUACUGUUGACAUUAAUCGUGGGAGGGUCUCCGAAUAAGGCGGAAGAAAAGCAACUACCGAAGCACAAGGUCUCAGAAGAGCUAUGCAUUGCUGGGUUCGACUGUCUCACUGCUAUCUUCGCGGUCUUGGGAGGAUCAGUCGCUGAAAAGACAAUCUAUCAUGAAAUUGGCACGGCGACGGUCGUUGACCAGACAGUAUAUAUUCUGCUCGAAGGAAUCGUCGAUGAUAGAUCAGAUGAGCUUUGUCUGGCAGCCGCUAACGCUUUGCAAGCGCUUUAUGCUCGGGUCACAGACCGCGUAGUGCUUGCCAGCAUUAUGCCGCGGACUGUAUCAGCACUGGCUAAAGUUCUGAGGCCCACAACUCAAACUCGCAGGUCGUACAAACUGCUCCACACUUGCUUGGAGAUACUUACGGAACUUUUGAGAGCCGUUCUCAAUGACCGUGUCGCCUCAGAAGCUGCACCGCCCGAGCUAGGAAGCGACAAGAUGACACUAGACGACUCGUGGCUGAAGGCCACUGUAACACAGAUCAAGCUGGCGCUGGCCAAUGUCAUCCAAGUUCGCCGUCAUCAGCGAGUGGAGGUUCAGUCUGCCGUUCUCGAGCUGUCUCUGAUGGUCAUCGAAGAGUGUCAGAUCACACUUGCAGAGUCUGUGCCUAUGAUGGUGGAAACGGUUGUUGUUCUGGCGGAUAAAGAGGAUGAAGGAGCGAACGAGGCAUACAAGAACCUCAUUCACCUUGCCACAACAUAUCCUAUAGUGCUGGACUCUUUGAAAGAGUCACUGCACGCCUGGCUUACAUCCUUCCCUCGGAUCAUGCAAGGCAACGAUGAAACAGCUAAGCAAUGGGGUCUUCGUCAGAUCUCCACUGUCUUCCAGGUCUUAUCCCAAGUCCAGUCCGGAUCCGAUUUGCUUACCAGUGGCUUGGCAUCCGGUCUAUGUGAUAGCGUUGGGGCUGUCGUAAAACAAAGCAGCAACGCUCUCCAGCCGUUGGCCUCGAUGGAUGCUGACUUCAACUGGGAGGUGAUCAGCACAGAUGCUAGAUCUGAAGUAUUCCCGCCAAUCAUUUUGCAACACCAAAGCCAGCAGCAAACCCUGAAAGAUCUCUGGUCAAUGAUCACAAGGCUGAAUUUGUCCGAGUUUGGAAAUGAAAUCACUCGGUUCAUUGUCAACCGUAUGCACACGACAUCAAGCGAUUCCGCCAUUGCUCCCUUCUGGUUGGCGAUGGCUUUCUUACGGGACAACACCACGUCAACAGCCGUCUUUGACGAAUUCAUUUCUUUCGAACAUGUCGGAGCGUCCGUAUCGUCAACUGGCCGUGCCGGAAUGAUCGAGGAAUUGUAUUAUGUCUCAUUGAAUAUAUUGAACGAACUGCCAGCCGACGGAUCGGGUGACUGGCGUACCUCAGCACUCGCUCUAGAAUCAGUGGCUCUUCAAGCUCAGCAACUAGGCGAAGCUUUCCGACCUGAACUUAUGGAUGCGCUCUAUCCGACUCUACAGUUGUUGGCGUCACAAAACCCCAAUCUCCAACGCCAUGCCAUGACAUGCCUCAAUAUCCUGACCAAUGCCUGCAAUUACCCAGACACGAGCGCUAUGAUCAUUGAGAACGUGGACUAUUUGGUGAACUCAGUGGCCUUGAAACUCAACACAUUCGAUGUAUCACCUUAUCCGCCACAGGUCCUGUUUAUGAUGGUCAAACUUUGUGGCGCACGAUUGAUCCCAUAUUUGGACGAUCUGAUCGACUCAGUCUUUGGUAUCUUGGAUCUAUACCACGGUUAUCCCAAGCUCGUCGAGAUGAUGUUCAAGACCCUAGCUGCGAUCGUUGAAGAAGGAGCAAAGAAGCCAUCCUUGCUCACGAUAGACGAGGGCAAAGAGAAUGGCACCCACGAUACCCGCAAGUCCCAAUACCAGCAUCUCUCAAUCUCAAGUAUUGCCGCGAACAUGGCCAACCGCAAAGCCAAACGCCUUGCUGACGCAGAGCUGAUGGACGCCGAUGGCAAAAUCCCGCAUCCGAAAAAGCCCUGGUCCGAAACAUACGACAAGCCUCCCCCAGAGCCGACCAUCGAAGAGCUUCUAGACCAAGCCGAAUCAGACGAACCGCUCCCACCCCCAAAAGAACCCGAAGACGCCGAGAAGCCACUGAGCAAAACGCACUCCCUCCUCCUCCACAUCGUCAAAUCCAUCCCGUCUCACCUGACCUCACCAUCCCCCUACCUCCGCCGCUCCCUCCUCUCAAUCCUAAUCGAAAUUCUCCCCGCCCUCUCCCAAAACGAAACCAGCUUCCUCCCCUUAAUAAACGACCUCUGGCCAACAGUAGCCAGUCGAAUAAUCUUCCCCUCCUCACAACCAACCAGCACCUCCAAAUCCCUCAUCACAACCCCAUCCACAGAAACCCCCCGCAACCCGGAAACCCCAGACCACCAAGAAGAAACCUUCGUCACAGUGACAGCCUGCGAAGCCAUCGAAGCCAUGUGCAAAGGCGCAGGCGACUUCAUGGCCACCCGUGUCGAAACCGAAUUUCCCCGCUGGGACCGACUCUACCGCCGUGUGUGGGACAAAGUUCGCGUCGACGCCGAGACCGCCAAUGAACGUCGUGCUAGAUCCAAGCCAAAUACAACGGAUAGCACCGCCAAGGCGGGUGAUCUAGAGUCCGCUAUGCAACUGGCGCUUUCUUCGUCGCUUUCGCUUUCGCCAUCCGCGCCGGGAUCGAGAUUUUUCACGCCCCAUCACCGUCUAUGGCGUGCGUUGAUUUCUCUAUUUGUCACGGUUCUGUCGCAUGUUCGCUUGCCGUUGGAGGUUGGAGAUCGGAUUUGCGAAAUGCUUAGUGGGUGGAUUGCGUUGUUUGUUGGACCGGAGUAUUACUUUAUAUCUUCGAGGGGUUCUACGGCUGUGGAUAGUGCUGCGUUUGGUGAGGUUAUGGUGUCGGUUGAGGAUGCGAUUCGGGCGAUGGAGGCUUGGAAUGUGGAUUUGACGUGGUUUGUUUUCAUGCGGCAUCGUGUGAGAGCGAGUUCAGUUACUACGGGUGAUGUUAAAGACGUUGGUCAGAAUGGCUCCACUGCCAAUGGCGAUGGGGAGCAGAUUGUGCUUGCAGAGCUGACAUUUUAG